Diaporthe citri is the source of this 1104-nucleotide messenger RNA. RefSeq lists its product as uncharacterized. The record is from RefSeq and is a predicted model, not a curated record. Gene Ontology annotation, cellular component: cytoplasm. The transcript is spliced from 6 exons. Gene Ontology annotation, biological process: cytoplasmic translation. Gene Ontology annotation, molecular function: GTP binding; GTPase activity. Lineage: Eukaryota; Fungi; Ascomycota; Sordariomycetes; Diaporthales; Diaporthaceae. Bases 1 to 1104 code for a protein of 367 amino acids.
AUGUCGACCACGGUGGAGAAGAUCAAGGAGAUCGAGGCCGAAAUGGCUCGAACCCAGAAGAACAAGGCAACCUCGUUCCAUCUGGGCCAACUGAAAGCGAAACUCGCGAAGCUCAAGAGAGAACUACUCACACCCUCGGGCGGAGGCGGCGGCGGCGGCGCUGGCUUCGAUGUUGCCCGAACUGGUGUCGCGAGUGUUGGCUUCAUCGGAUUUCCAUCCGUAGGAAAGAGCACACUCAUGAGCAGGCUGACGGGUCAGCACUCCGAAGCAGCUGCGUACGAAUUCACGACUUUGACAAGUGUGCCGGGUCAGGUGCAAUACAACGGGGCGCCCUUACAGAUCAUCGAUCUACCGGGAAUUAUCGAAGGAGCCAAGGACGGACGAGGUCGUGGACGGCAGGUCAUAGCAGUCGCAAAGACAUGCCACCUGAUCUUCAUCGUCCUUGACGUCAACAAACCACUGACUGACAAGAGGGUCAUCGAAAACGAGCUCGAAGGUUUCGGAAUCCGAUGCAACAAGUCUCCACCAAAUAUCACAUUCAAGAAGAAGGACAAGGGCGGGCUCAACAUCACCAGUACCGUCCCGCUGUCCCACAUUGAUCAUGACGAAAUCAAGGCCGUCAUGAACGAGUACAAAAUAUCCUCAGCAGAUAUCGCCAUCCGAUGCGACGCGACUAUUGAUGACUUGAUCGACAUCCUGGAGGCCAAGAGCCGGAGCUACAUUCCCGUUGUUUACGUGCUGAACAAGAUAGACGCCAUAAGCAUCGAGGAACUUGACCUGCUGUACCGCAUCCCCAAUGCAGUGCCAAUCAGCUCCGAGCACGGAUGGAAUAUUGACGAGCUGAUGGAAGUCAUGUGGGACAAGUUGAAGCUGGUCCGGGUCUACACCAAGCCCCAUGGAAAGAUGCCUGAUUAUUCUGCGCCUGUCGUGCUCCGUUCCACGAGGUGCACAGUGGAAGAUUUCUGCAACGCUAUCCACCGCAGCAUCGUCGAACAAUUCAAAACGGCCAUCGUGUACGGAAAGUCUGUCAAGCAUCAACCCCAGCGAGUGGGGCUGGCUCACGAGCUUGCGGAUGAAGACAUCGUCACAAUCCAAAAGCGAUGA